AUGUUGUCUUUAAAACGGGAGUUUAUUGGUCAGCAAGCUAUGUUUACAAAACUCAUUCAAGAUUCAGAUACAGUUACAGAAGUUAGUUAUGAAAUUUCUCGAAUGAUAGCAAAGCGAAGUCGCCCCUUCAAUGAUGGGGAUUUUGUAAAAGAAUGCAUAGAAAUUGCCGCUAAGAAAAUGUAUGCAGCAAAAAAGUUUGAGAAAAUUCAAGUGAAUCGUAUGACUAUCAAAAGACGAAUUAUGUCUUUGUCAGGUAAUAUUGCGGAACAAUUAAAUGAAAAAACUAAGAUCAUUGAAUUUUUUUCAUUAGCACUUGACGAAUCCACUGAUAUUAGUUCCACAGCUGAACUUCUGAUAUUCAUACGAGGUGUUACUCAAGAUUUUGAAGUCUUAGAAGAUUUGGACUUAUCAAAAUUACCGGGAGUUGCAACUGACGGUGCUCCUUCGAUGAUUGGUGUCAAUUCUGGGCUAGUUACUUUGCUGAAAAGGCAUCUGCAAGAAAAAAACAUAAACGCUGAAGAUCGCAUGCAGUUUCACUGCAUUAUACACAAAGAAGCCCUCUGUUCUAAAAAAAUUGAAUUUCAAAAUUUCAUGAAAGUGGUAGUUUCGACUGUAAAUUUCAUAAAAUCACGAGGGCUCAAUCACAGGCAAUUCAAACAAUUCCUUGAUGACAUCGAAAGCGAAUAUGGGGAUUUACUGUAUUAUACAGAAGUAAGGUAA
This is a messenger RNA of Parnassius mnemosyne (clouded apollo), 720 nucleotides long. NCBI's taxonomy places the organism in Eukaryota, Metazoa, Arthropoda, Insecta, Lepidoptera, Papilionidae. The record is from the annotation of a GenBank genome assembly.